AUGUCUGACGCGCGGCAGCGCGUCUUUGCGGCUCGUGGCACCUCUGUGCGCUUCGUCGGCUGCCGUGGCAUCUAUUUCUGCCCGCGAUCCCGUCGACUGAAGUCGGCGCCGCGUCCUGCCGAGGGCGAGCGCCGCGGCGACGAGCGGAGUGCCGCCCUCCGAGCAUCGGAGCUGCCUGGCUUCUCGGCCCCCGUCGGCCUGCCGCCCGA
Messenger RNA from Prorocentrum cordatum, 209 nucleotides. The record is from the annotation of a GenBank genome assembly. Lineage: Eukaryota; Dinophyceae; Prorocentrales; Prorocentraceae.